Messenger RNA from Lutzomyia longipalpis, 5652 nucleotides. It is a transcript of the gene Aldh-III, whose product is annotated as aldehyde dehydrogenase, dimeric NADP-preferring. The transcript is spliced from 8 exons. Bases 3828 to 5390 code for a protein of 520 amino acids. Lineage: Eukaryota; Metazoa; Arthropoda; Insecta; Diptera; Psychodidae. Gene Ontology annotation, cellular component: cytoplasm. Gene Ontology annotation, molecular function: aldehyde dehydrogenase (NAD+) activity. The record is from RefSeq and is a predicted model, not a curated record. Gene Ontology annotation, biological process: aldehyde metabolic process.
UUUGUAAAAUACCUGACAAUGAGAUACCAAUUGUCAUAGCCAGGUACUACGAUUCAGACUUAUGGGGGUGAGUCCGGUCCGUACGUCCCCAUGGCCCACGAGUAACUGAGCCAACCGUACUACGGUGGUUGGGAGAGAGAGUCACCUUAAGACGCCCGCCAACCCCACACACAUAAGCCAAUCUGUCCUAUACCAUGACAGUUAGUACCAGCGGUAGUACAUUCGGCCAUUCCUGACUUUUGUGACGUCCUCGGCACAAGCUAGGAAAAGCAAGACAGAUUGACCGAAUUUUCCCGUGAUCUUCGACCAGUAUACUUCGCAAUGAAUGCGAUAACAACUGCGGUCCUUUGUAUAGAGUACAAGUCUGUAUUAGACAACAACUCUUUGCACAAACUGAAGAUCAUAUCAAAAUGUUCCAGUGGAACCUCUUCCGACCAGUAUACUUCGCAAAGAAUGCGAUAACAACUGGGUUCAUGUGUUCUAGAGUGCAAGCCCGGCACAGUGGACAACAACUCUAUAGACAACUGGAAGAAUAUAUCAAAUUGUUCCUAAUGGAACCGUACCUGGUAGUCCAAGUACACAAGGGUUCUGUUUGAUUUAGUACGCCAGUGCACAUGACACAAAAUCAUCACACCCAUGAACCUACAGAAGGUUCUCUCAACACAGCUUUCGCCAUGUUACUUGUUUCUCAUGGAACAUAUGUCUAGACUUAGCUUACCCAGUUCCAGGAACCGUAAGCUCGUUCCAUAGAGACUAGUGUCUCCGAGAAACCAUUCGCCGUAUGACUAACUAUCAAGAACCUUGGACCUAAAUCUUGGAUUGAUGUUAAUCAAUACGACAUUUCAGGUUUUCAACGUAACAGGCCCACCAUGCAAGCAUGAUGCCUCUCCGCGAAAACCUCGUCAUGCUUUAUCUACACCAGUAUCAUUUACUCACAGACUCAUGAUUUGUCUCUCUAUACCAUCCGAUCAACGAAGACUCAUGAAUGUUGUCUUUAGUAUUAACUGGUUGCAUAGAUACAUGACCUGAAUGUCUUGUCUAGCUUACAAUGCGUCCAUUGAUCGCCCAGACUACCUUCCUAUUCAUCCAUUCUACCAUAUCUACUGAGACAUCAGGUUGGUUCUAUGGAUGCUUGAAGAGCCAGUUUAUCACAGUAUUUCUACUGAUCACAUAAACAUAGCGAAUUGCUCUUCCAUGUGCACAGGCACUUUUCUCUUCUCCUGAUACCUCACUAUGCGAAACCAUAACCUCAGAGAACUUCCUUUCGCCCAGGUAUCCAAUGCUUCAGUAAACCUGAUCAGAAGAGAAACGCUACUUCGACACACUACCUCUUAUCCGUGCACUAUACUGCCAGCUGUAACUAUGCUAUAACAACAAACAGCUCUUGAAUGGCAGAGGUAUAUUUCUCUUCGCCUGAUACAACACAACAAGCAAAAACAACAAUCCCAGAGGACUUCUUUCUGCUCAGUAUCCAAUGAUUUCGAAACAUCGAUCCGAAGAGACUCAUACACUUCACCCUACGCCACUCAUCAGCCCUUGCCACCUUGCCAUGCUGUAAUUUUAUAUGAUUCAUGGCAUGCCUUGACUUGUGGAGCAGAUGAUUCUCAUAGACGUAUCCGGGAAUUCCAGUUGAUCCCUCCAUUCACUGAAGAAUUCCUCCCUUCCUAAACAUCAAAUGUCUAUAUUCCCUCCUUGGUUUUUCGACCUUUGGCACAUCCUCUUCGUCUCGGACUACCCUGUGAACAAACCAUCCGAUUCUCCUCACUUCGGAGAAUUUCUAGAACCUCUUAUUUCUCGCUCGGCUUGUUCUAACAUCCUGACCAAAGACGCGUAUCAUUAAUGAAAAACCACCAAGAUCCAGAAAUCCUCAUUUAAAAUGGUUACUUCUUUCCUCAACAAAUCACAUUUGCAGAAUUUUCGAACCGACAUUUUUUUUUUUAAUUGCAACCAAUUUUUCCUUCGUCUCCUUUGUUGCCUAAAAAACCAAAAAUCAGAAUUCUCCAAUUUUUUUUAUUUAUUUAUUUUUUUUUUUUUGCAUUUCAAAGAAUUCAACCAAUUCUUCAAUUCUUGAAAUUUUCAUUAAAAUUCCCUUUUUUUUCGAAUUCCAUGAAAAUUUCAACUCAUUGGUUCUUUCUAAUUCUUAUGCAACUCAAAACCUCUUCCUUUUUAUAUUAAAUCGGGUUCGAUCUAAAAGAUGAUUUCCCGCAUAGACUACAGCUGAAACAUUACAAAAUCACACAUUAUAAUACACGGAAUAAAAAAAAAAACAUAAUUUAUUCCGUUGACAGCUGUAAAGGAAUCUUCCAUUUAACAUUCUCUUAAACUUAACAUGUUAUACAUAAACAUAAAAUUCAUCAAGAGAAUGACAUGACAGGGGGGGAUGAAAAGCGCUUUUCAUGGGAAAUAAUUAAAAAUUUUCAAUGAUUAUUUUUAUAUGGAGAAUACCACUCUCCAACACAUUGAAACUACUUGCUAUUUCCCUUCCUUUACUCCGCAUAGGUUGCUGCAUACGUUCCUUUUCGCCGCACCAUCAACGCGUGUCGGGACUGCCGCACGGUGCCUCGUUAGUGUGUGUGUAUGUGUUUCCACUUGUCGCGACGAACACGUUGCGUAGCUCUUCGACGGCUCCGCAGCACACAUACAUGCACGCAGUUCCUUGCGCGCGCUGCUCGUUGCUGUGCUCUCACUGUCGCUCACACAUACACACACACGUCGCUUCGCUGCGCUCUGCUGCAAGUUACACACACAGGCUGUGUGGAUGUCGAAAUGACGUCCGGCCCUGAAGUUUUUAAAAAGAAGAAGAAGAAGAAGAAGUUACACACACACAGAGGAAAGUGCCGUUAUACGGCACUCAACACAUUUUGCGCAUAAAUUUCACGCACGAAAAUGUCACAAUUUUCCACUCGUGGCGGUUUUUCCCGACAGGAAAACUAUGAACGGCACUCACGGGUGCCUCAACGCGAAUAUUCCACGCCACAAAAGUCCCAAACGAUCGACUUUUUUCCGCGAAUUCCAUACGGCGACGUCAAAGUGACGCCAUGGAAUUUUUCACUCGCGAAUUUCACUCUUUUUAACACUUCUCGCACGUUCCACUUCCGCGAACGUUAUUUUUGGGCGUAUUCCACUUCUGAAUUGUAAAAUACCUGACAAUGAGAUACCAAUUGUCAUAGCCAGGUACUACGAUUCAGACUUAUGGGGGUGAGUCCGGUCCGUACGUCCCCAUGGCCCACGAGUAACUGAGCCAACCGUACUACGGUGGUUGGGAGAGAGAGUCACCUUAAGACGCCCGCCAACCCCACACACAUAAGCCAAUCUGUCCUAUACCAUGACAGUUAGUACCAGCGGUACUACAAUUUAAAGUAAACAGUCUUUAUUUUCUGUUAAAAAAAGCCAUAAAAAAUAUUACGUAAUUAAAAAAAACUAUGUGUCAGAAAGUUUUUAAAAAAAAGUCAACUAAAUAUGUACAAUGAUAUAAUUGAGAGUCAUAUAAGUGCUAUUAUACUCUUCUCUCCAAUGCUAAUCUAUUCACAAAACUUCUUAUGUACAAAGCCGUACGUGCUUGGUGUGAUUGCCGAGUCAUUCGGUGUACAGUACAGACACACACACAUAUUCUAAGUGAAUUCUAUGAUAAGAAAUCAUUAUAAUUCUUAUGUGGAGACUUUAGACAUUGCGAUAAACCCCCUAUGUACACCGCCAUAUGAUCCGCGAUUGUUUCAAUCAAGACGGGGCAGUUGCUUCUGCGGUGCUGAAAGUGAAACUCACGUAUUUUUGUCCAGCGAACUUUAUUUAAAUUCCACCACAAAGACACAUUCACCAACGAGAAGAAGAUGUCCACAUAUGACGAUAUUAUGCAAAGAGCCCAUGCCGCCUUUGCGAGUGGCAAAACCAGAGAUGUGGACUUCAGAGAGAAGCAAUUGAAACAACUGAUGAGACUCUAUGAGGAAAAUCAAACGGAGAUGGAAGCUGCACUGGCGGCAGAUUUGAGGCGUCACAAGCAGGAAUCAGAUAUUUUGGAAAUUGAAUUUCUCAAGAAUGAUCUGACGAAUACACUGAUUAAUUUGCGGGAUUGGACAAAACCAGUAAAGCCUGAGAAGACUUUUGUAAAUAUGCUGGAUGGCGUAUAUAUCUACAAGGAACCCUUCGGUGUGGUCCUGGUGAUGGGAGCAUGGAAUUAUCCACUCCAAUUGACCCUCUUGCCCGUUGCAGCGGCAAUUGCGGCGGGAAAUUGUGUUGUUAUCAAACCCAGUGAAGUAUCACCGAACUGCGCAAAGUUCAUUGCCGAUAAGGUACCUCGGUAUCUGGACAAUGAGUGCUACCCUGUAAUCUUGGGCGGUAUCCCAGAGACGACAGAGCUGCUGAAGCAGAAAUUUGACUAUAUCUUCUACACGGGUUCCACACGUGUGGGAAAAAUCGUUCAUGCGGCUGCCAAUGAGAACCUCACGCCGGUCACACUGGAAUUGGGUGGAAAGAGCCCAUGCUAUGUGGAUGGCUCAUGCAACAUUGCCUAUGCAACACGACGAAUUCUCUGGGGGAAGCUCAUUAAUGCCGGGCAGACGUGCAUAGCCCCUGACUAUAUAUUGUGCUCCAAGGAAGUUCAGGGGAAAUUCCUCGAGGAAGCACGAAAGGUUCUCCUUGAGUGGUAUGGGAAGGAUACGAAAAAUAGCCCAGAUUUGUGUCGUAUUGUCAAUUCACGCAACUACCAGCGUCUUGUGCAGCUCCUUAAAUCGGGAACUGUAGCCCUGGGCGGGAAGACGGAUGCCGAUGAGAGAUUUAUUGAGCCAACAAUUCUCAUUGAUGUGAAGGCAACAGACCCAAUAAUGCAGGAGGAGAUCUUCGGACCGAUUUUGCCCAUUGUCAAUGUCGAGAAUGCAUAUGAUGCCAUUAAGUUCAUCAACUCAAGGGAUAAACCUCUAUCUCUGUACAUCUUCUCAGAGAAGAAGGAAGACUCCAAAUUAUUUUUAAAGAAUACCUCAAGUGGUAGCGUCUGUGUCAAUGAUACAAUUAUGCAAAUUGGAGUUGAAAGUCUGCCUUUUGGCGGCAUUGGUAUGAGUGGAAUGGGAUUCUAUCAUGGAAAAUUUUCCUUCGAUACAUUCUCCCACAUGAAGUCGUGCCUCGUGAAGAAUUUCAAUCCAAUUGGCGAGAAAUUGGCUUCAGGAAGGUACCCACCGUAUUCUGAGAGCAAAACCCAAUUUUUGGCCUCACUUAUGCGCAAAAGACGUGGAAUUCCAACAAAAUAUCUCUCCCAUUUAUUUGCAUUCGGCUUGGGAGUUGCUGUUGUAAUCCUAACAAAUGCAUUAUUGAAGGUAAAUGCUAGGAAUAGAGCUUCGUGGAAUAUGCUGGUAAAAAUACAAAAUGCUUUUAACUUAUUCUUCCAGAGAUCCCACAACUAAAACACAAAAAAUGUAUUCUUGUUUGUCCAAAAAUGUUCUUAAUUUUAAAUGAAAAAAAAAAAAAAAGAAAUGUAAAAGUAUGUAAGGUCUGGCGAGAUUUGCGAUUGAAUUAAUUCUUUUUAUUAAGUUUAUUAAUGGAUUUAAGGGUAAAUUACAGUGCAUGUUUUGAGAUUUUAAAGUUAAAGCUCCAUAAAUCGCAAUUCCAUAAAAAUCUUUUCCUAUCAAUUACACAUUUUGUAAAAUAAAGCUCUAAAAUCACAAA